This is a messenger RNA of Salvia hispanica, 1730 nucleotides long. Its product is annotated as 3-ketoacyl-CoA thiolase 2, peroxisomal-like. Lineage: Eukaryota; Viridiplantae; Streptophyta; Magnoliopsida; Lamiales; Lamiaceae. Gene Ontology annotation, cellular component: peroxisome. Gene Ontology annotation, molecular function: acetyl-CoA C-acyltransferase activity. Gene Ontology annotation, biological process: phenylacetate catabolic process; fatty acid beta-oxidation. The record is from RefSeq and is a predicted model, not a curated record.
UUUCCCAAUACCAACCGAAGAUCGAUACUCGAUAUACGUAUAUAUACUGUAUACAGAUAUCAAGCUUCUUCCGAUCAAAAUUCGAUACAGUUUGUUGAAAAUUUUGAGAGAGAGAAACGAUGGAGAAAGCAACUGAAAGGCAAAGAGUUUUGCUGCAGCAUCUCCGUCCGUCCUUCACUUCAUCAUCCCUCGAAGAUAUCGAUUCUUCACUUUCCGCAUCGAUAUGUUCUGCAGGGGAUAGUGCAGCGUACCAUCGGUCUUCUGUCUUUGGUGAUGAUGUGGUUAUAGUGGCUGCCUAUCGCACUCCACAGUGCAAGUCAAAGAGGGGUGGAUUCAAAGAUACCUAUCCAGAUGAUCUGUUAGCUCCAGUUCUGAAGGCAUUGAUAGAAAAAACAAAUAUAAACCCAGCUGAAGUUGGGGACAUUGUUGUGGGCUCAGUGUUGGCUCCAGGGUCCCAAAGAGCUAGUGAAUGCAGGAUGGCUGCAUUUUAUGCCGGUUUCCCUGAAACUGUACCUGUUAGAACCGUGAACAGGCAAUGUUCUUCUGGCCUUCAAGCUGUAGCUGAUGUGGCUGCUGCUAUUAAAGCCGGAUUUUAUGAUAUUGGGAUUGGUGCUGGGUUGGAGUCAAUGACCACUAAUCCGAUGGCUUGGGAAGGAUCAGUCAAUCCAAGAGUAAAAACAAUGGCAGAUGCACAAAAUUGCCUUCUACCGAUGGGUAUUACAUCAGAGAAUGUUGCACAUCGUUUUGGUGUGACAAGGCAGGAGCAAGAUAAGGCUGCAGCUGAGUCACAUAGAAAAGCUGCAGCAGCCACUGCAUCAGGCAAAUUUAAAGAUGAGAUAAUACCGGUGAAAACAAAGAUUGUGGACCCAAAAUCUGGGGAUGAGACUCCAGUUACAAUAUCUGUUGAUGAUGGGAUCCGAGCAUCCACAACCGUGGGAGAUUUGGGCAAGCUAAAACCUGUUUUCAAGAAAGAUGGCACAACCACUGCUGGGAAUUCCAGUCAAGUGAGCGAUGGUGCUGGAGCUGUUCUACUCAUGAAGAGAAGUAUUGCUAUGCAGAAAGGACUUCCUAUUCUUGGUGUAUUCAGAACCUUUGCUGCUGUUGGUGUAGAUCCUGCCAUCAUGGGCAUUGGUCCAGCAGUUGCAAUUCCUGCGGCUGUCAAAUCUGCUGGUCUCGAGCUUGGGGAUAUUGAUCUUUUCGAGAUAAAUGAGGCAUUUGCUUCACAAUUUCUGUACUGCCAAAAGAAGCUUGAACUCGACCCUGAGAAAAUCAAUGUGAACGGUGGUGCUAUGGCAAUUGGACAUCCUUUGGGUGCAACUGGAGCUCGUUGUGUUGCUACCUUGCUGCAUGAAAUGAAGCGUCGUGGAAAAGAUUGUCGCUUUGGGGUUGUGUCAAUGUGUAUAGGGACUGGUAUGGGAGCUGCUGCUGUUUUCGAAAGAGGUGAUUCGUGUGAUGAGCUUUGCAACACUCGUACCGUGAAGAACCAUAAUUUCCUGUCGAAGGAUACACUCUAAACUUGAAGUCAGCUUCACAAAAUAAAUUCCAAUAAUGUUGCAUCUCUGUCAGAGAUCAAUACGGCCGCGGCAAUAAAAUUCAUAGUGCUAAGCUAUGUCCAGACUACACAAGAACUUCUUAAGUAAAGCAUUUAGAAUUCAUCUUUGAAUAUGUGUCUUGUAUUUCGUCCAGAUUUAAUUAUUUCUACAAAUGAAUGCUCAUAUUUACGCGUCCAA